Messenger RNA from Centruroides sculpturatus (bark scorpion), 704 nucleotides. It is a transcript of the gene mRpL52, whose product is annotated as 39S ribosomal protein L52, mitochondrial-like. Bases 118 to 522 code for a protein of 134 amino acids. The record is from RefSeq and is a predicted model, not a curated record. Gene Ontology annotation, molecular function: structural constituent of ribosome. Gene Ontology annotation, cellular component: mitochondrial large ribosomal subunit. The transcript is spliced from 5 exons. Lineage: Eukaryota; Metazoa; Arthropoda; Arachnida; Scorpiones; Buthidae. Gene Ontology annotation, biological process: mitochondrial translation.
UAUUUUUAAUAAAUAAGAGAUUUGGGUAGAGGGCGUAUCGUACAAAAUGGCGGCAGUCUCGCAAUAGAAAUUGAAUUUUGCUUCGGUUUUCUUGACGAUAUUUUCAUUUUACGACCGAUGUUGGUGAAAAUAAGAUCGAUAUUACAAAGCAGUUUGAGAACUGCUAAUGCAAGGUUUUAUUAUAAGUCAGGAACAGUAGUUCCUCCAUUUAAAGAUCCGGACUUGAAAAAAAAACAACAUGGUCUAACUAGGACAUCACUAGAACCUGAUCCAAUGGUUGAACUUCCAGAUUGGUCAUAUGCAGAUGGAAGACCUGCACCAUUGGGAGUUCACAAGAAGAGAAGAUUACUUUUACAGAUGCAUUAUGCAAAAAUUAUUACAGACUUAUUGAAAGAAGUCGAUUUUGCCGAAAAGCAUCAUCAGGAAAAACAAGAAGAGAAGAAAAGGGAAGAAGAAAAUAUUAUUAAAAGUAAAUUAAAAGCAAAAGGAAAAAGUUUACAUGCAGAGAAAAGUAAAUCUUGAAAAAGAUCAUUAAAUAGUAAUUAAUUUACAGUUUAUUAUAAUAUUUCAAUUGAAAUAAAGUACUCAAUCUUAUUAAUAAUAAUUUUUUGUGUGUUUGUUACAUUUAUUAUCUUUAAUGUAAAAUAAAAAAUAUACAUUAAAUUAAUUUUAAUUACUAAAUUUUCUCAACUGUAAAUAGUCAU